CCCUGUAAGCUGCUUCCCUCCCACUCUUCCCUUCAGUCUCCCUCUCUGCUGCUGCCGCCGGAGCGCUGUGCUGCUGGUGGGCUCCACAUGCAGUGAGGGUUUUUCCUCCCAGCUCCUCGGGAAGAGCCAGAGAGUGUAGCAUAAAAGAGGGGGUUUCUGCGUCGGUGCUGAGGCUGAGGCGGCAGGAUCUGACAUCUCUGAUUCCGGCAUGAAGCCGCGCGCCGGCGGAAGGGCUCGCACAGGUAGAGCGGUCAGUUCCGCUGCUGGACCGAGUGUCCUCGCUCUCGUGUGGGCGCCUCGUGCUCGACUCGUUUAAACACAUGCGAGGGAAGGAACACAGACAAACCAUGAAAAAGAUUUACAUUGGUAAAACCGCCUUAAAAGUGCCGCGAAACGGCGGCAAGCACCCCAAGAAGAGCUCAUUGCUGGAGCAGAAGGAAGACCUGCGCAAGCGCCUGUCCUACACCACACACAAGCUGGAGCUGCUGCAGGGAGAGUUCGACUCCACGCGCCAGUACCUGGAGACAGAGCUGCGACGCGCUCAGGAGGAGCUGGACAAGUUCACCGACAAGCUCCGCAGAAUCCAGAGCAGCUACUCGGCACUGCAGAGGAUCAACCAGGACCUGGAGGAGAAGAUCCACCGGGACUUGCAGCACCAUGACGACGAGAAGCGAGCGCUGAGCCGCGAGAUCAUCGUGCUCAACAACCACCUGAUGGAGGCCAAGCUGACCAUCGAGAAGCUGCAGGAGGACAACGACUUGUACAGGAAGGACUGCAACUUGGCCGCUCAGCUGCUGCAGUGCAACAAGUCUCUGUACAGAGCCCAGCUGUCCGAGCUUCCGGAUGACUUCCUGGACCGGCUGACAAUGCACCUGGAAGAGACGCCGCUCUGCCGCACCUAUUCCGACUCCGUUCCUGCCGCCUUGAUCGCCAAAGUGCUGGAGAAGCCCGACGAAGGCUGCAGCAGCAGCCAGGCGUCCCGCUCUCCAAGUCCACAGCCACGAGACCACACCUUCAUCUUGGAGGGUUUGGGUCAGGGCGAGCGCCUGGGGUUGAGAGGGAUCUACAAGUCGGACUUGUACAGCAGUGACACGGCUCUUUACUGCCCCGAGGACCGGCACAGGGAGCGGCGGCCCAGCAUGGACGUCCACGGCCAGCGGACGCUGCUCUACGGGCCCCAGAAUUCCACUGACAGCAACCCAGAAGAAGGUUCUGUCGGACUGAGAUCUGGUUUCUCUCAGGAGCACUUUGCCAAGUUCCCAACCAACCUGGGUGCCGGGUCCAGCUCCUACUCCAGCUUCAGUGGUGCCGGGUCGGAAGACAAAGGUAACGGACCACCAAGCAGCGCAGCCUCGUCCCCGCACCACCACUCUCUAUACAUGGAAUGGAGAGAAGCCGGAGACUUUGAGCGCAAGAGCGAUUCGUCCUGGGAGCAAGACAGUACACAAGGCUUCCCUAACACGCACCCCUUCCAGCAGGCCGAGCUGGGCCACCCCCAGAACGGCAGCUCCCCCGUCUACAGUCGCACCAUGUCCUCCUGCUUCAGCGAGCCCUACGAGCCGCUGCCGCCCUCUUCGUCCCCCAGUGUCGCCUACGGAGACAGUCGUCGUGGCAGCACGCUGGCACCCGAGGAGGAGGAGCUGAUCGGACGCUGGAGGCAGCUCAGCGUGGAGGACCUAAGUGCCCAUUCGUACCGCAGUCCAGGCCGCGCUUCACCCUACAGCUUCUCAGAGCAGCACUUCUCAGUGCGGCCCGCCAAAAUCCGUCUGGGGCCGCUGUACAGUAGUUUCCAGGAAGGAGCCGACUACUACCACCAGGCAGCCGGAGCGAUGGACCAGGUGUGGGUGGCGGCGAGCCCCAGCCCCGAGUCCAGCCCCGGACCGAGACAGGCACUCAGCCAGGCCCACCUGUACCGGGCCGAGGACAGCCAAGGGUCAGAGCACAGUCUCUACCACUCAGGGAGCUCCAAAGACAGGGAGGGCACCGCGGCAGCCGGAGGACAAGCCGCCGACUACGUAGACCCGAGUCCCAACAGCUCCACCGAGUCGCUCCAUCAACGCUCCCUCGAGUUGGGCGCAGACCUCCAGCACUAUCAGGUGGAGAUGCACAGCCUUCCUGCACAGGUGAGUCAGUCGCCACCAGCAGCCCCGCCCCCUCCUCCUCCGUUCCACCAAAAAUUUGGCUCCUUGGGACUUUCCAGGAAGGACAGUCUGACCAAGGCCCAGCUGUACGGGACUCUGCUCAACUGAGGGAGCGGCAGGCUCGACCGCUUUUGUACGGAUUAUCCCUUUGCUCGUCUUGAUUUGAAUAUUGAAGUUUUCGGGAAAUGUUCAUGGUGUAUGUUGAGAGAAUUCGAGGUCUCGCUAGUGACUUGGUGAAAAUGUCCGACAAGAGGAAAAAAGAAACCACAAGAUGAAGUCAGAUUGUAUUUUUAAAAAUAGUUUCAAAAAUUGCAGACUGGCAGGAAACAGUGGCGCUGUGUCAGAGGAAACUGUGACUUUCUUGAUACAAAAUCCAAAAAACAAGGGUAGUUUUGCGUUCAGGUGUAGGAAACAAGGAAUUUAUGGCUAAUGGAUGAAAAGGCACAUUUAAAGAAGAGUCAUUUUUAGGAAUAGAAAGUGACGUUAAAAUGUAAGCUUUUGGCGGUUACCUCUGAGACAUCUGACCUGCAAACACAGGCUGUUGUGUCUCAAAAUAAAGUUGUUACAGUGAGAGACUUAAAGAUCAAAACCGUGCAGAGCUGAAGCUCAAGUUCAGAGGAAAGUAGCAGCUUUGCUGAACACAAUCGAUGCACAGUUGAGCAUCACAAUUCAAGUCGCAUAAGUAAACACGAGAUAAAACCAGGAUGAAAUCAUUUGGAGCUUGUGUAGCUGAAGAAUUUCAACGAUUCAUCACGUUUUUAUUCUCAACAUUUUCUCUGAGCCAAAAGAACUACACCCAAAUUAUUUUUGACCCAGCGAUGGAAAGAGGGGGCGCUCUUGAGUUUAUACAGUUUUGAAAUACAAAUGUACAAAAAUGUUCUAUUUUGUAUGUAGCUGUCGGGACCUUGCUGUACAUACAUUUAAGGCCGUGCUGGGCAGAGCGGACUCGUGAAGCAGCUAUGAAUAUACGUUUUAUUUCCUCCUCUGUUGGCUGAAUUCUCGGUAUCGAUGUUCUCUCUUGUCCUCGAUGGAACGUUUUUGAGAUCUGUGUUAGCCGUCGGUUUAUUUCUGCUCGUGUGCUCUGCUGAGAGGUCUCCCCUCCCCUGUUCUACCUCAAAUUUGAACACCCCAAGAGGCGAUGUAACCUUGUUUUUAUUCGGACGGUGAUGCAUGUUUAUAUAUACACACACACACACAUAUAUAUAUA
Messenger RNA from Synchiropus splendidus (mandarinfish), 3348 nucleotides. RefSeq lists its product as uncharacterized. The transcript has 7 exons. The coding region runs from base 321 to 2249 and encodes 642 amino acids. NCBI's taxonomy places the organism in Eukaryota, Metazoa, Chordata, Actinopteri, Syngnathiformes, Callionymidae. Gene Ontology annotation, cellular component: synapse. The record is from RefSeq and is a predicted model, not a curated record.